AUGAGGGUGCCGUGUUGCUCGCUAUGCCACGGGAGGUACGACGAGGAGGAGCACACCCCGCUUCUGCUGCACUGCGGGCACGGGUUCUGUAGGUGUUGUCUGUCGCGCAUGUUUUCGGCGUCUAUUGAUACUGCCCUGGUUUGCCCGAGAUGCCGCCACCCCACCGUCGUAGGCAACAGCGUCCUUGCCCUCCGGAAGAACUUCCCUAUCCUCUCGCUUCUUACUUCCUCCCCUUCCUCCCCUUCCUUUGAGCGCGUCCUCACCGAUGAGGAUGAAGAUGACGAUGGCGACAAUGCGGAUGGGUUCGAGCGCGAUGACGACGACGAUGAGCACUUUGGUGGAGGCCAAGGUAGGCGUUGGGGACAGGAGCUGGAGUCUGAACUUGAGUACUUUGGGUCUCAUCGUCGCCGUAGGGGGAGCCACCGAUCUCGCGUUUCUGUCUCUGGUCGCUGCUCUGGUGUUGGAAGUGGCGGAAGCAGGGAUUCAUGCUCAGCCAUUGACCUCGGAGUUCAUCACAAUAUCAAACUUCUGAGGAAAAUUAGGGAGGGACGGAGGCCUGGGUUGGAGGUGUGGACUGCUUUACUCUCAGGGAGUUCUUCUGCAUCCUCUGUGUCAUCGUCGUCACCAUCUGUGAGGUGCCGGCAUAGGGUUGCUGUGAAAAAGGUGGAGAUAACAGCUGAUAUGGACGUGGUGUGGGUGCAGAGCAAACUUGAGAAUCUUCGUCUCGCUUCCAUGUGGUGUAGGAAUGUCUGUGCUUUCCAUGGGGCCAUCCGGAUAGAUAAUUCUCUCUGCCUCAUCAUGGACAGGUAUAAUCGCUCCAUACAGUCCGAGAUGCUGGAGAAUAAAGGCCGCCUCACGCUAGAACAGAUACUCAGGUCAAAGCCUAUUUUCCCUUUUCAAGUUAUGCUUAAAUUACAAAUUUCUUUCAAUAAUCAGUCCAUUCUUUAACCUCCAAAAUAAACUGAUGGAUCAGAUAGCAUUUGCUGGGAUCAGAUCUAAUGAGGACAAAAUCUAGAAAUUUAAUAAUCUGGAUUCUCUAGCCACAUCAUAUUUCUAUAUAUUUGAUAAGAAAACAUUCUAUUUAACAUCUGACAGAUUCAUGCACAUUGUAGAUUGAAAGGUGGCAUGGCCGCUGUGCAGAAUGACAAGCGUUUAUGUUCAAUUAUCUACUAGAUAGUUGAACGCCUUUUGAGCGUCUCUUUUGAUUUUUGAGAGAGAACGGUUCUUUUCCGUUUUGGCUUGUAAGAAGGCAGUGCUCUGUUCAUUCUUGAUGUUUAUGAUCUGCACUCAAAAUACCUAAUUAAUCUAUAACUAAAUACAGGAAACACCUGAAGCUUUCGAAAUGCUAAUUUACUGUUGCAGGCUUUCAGGAGAAAAGAAACAAGUAGACAGCUGCAUGGACUAGAUCAGGAAGUUGUCUUAUACUAUUGACGUGUGGGUGAUUUGUUUUGCUUGGUUGAAGAAAAAAUAAGGAAAGCAAUGAGCAGACUGAGGUGCACUAUUGACUGGAGAUACUUAUUUUUACUUUUGUCAGAAAUGAGAUGAGGGGAAACUUGUCGAGUCUUAGCCACUUUAAGGUAGUUUUAUUCUUUCCCCAUGAUAAAUCUUAAAACGAAAAAUAUUAGUUAAAUGGGAGCAUAUUACUUGGUAUGCAAUACAUUCUGAAAAUCUUUCUGUCAUAAGCUGAUAGUAUGAAUUGCGGAAAACAUGUGACUAAGAAUAGUGGGAGAUAAUGCAGUGGAUUCUGAACGUUUGAAAUUGAUUGCAAAUGGAACUGUGUGGAGGUCCAGAGGUUAUCAAUAUGUAGAAUUGGGAUGUUAUUCAUCAGAUAUGGCGAAAUACUUGAUUUCUUGAAAAGGCUGGCAAUAGGCAGAUGCAAACUUCAGCUAGAGGUUUGUUCUCCCAUUUCUUAGAUUAGGCAUCUCGCUAACUAUGAAUACUUUGGUGAAGGAAAUAGAUUUGAUGACAAGGGUAAUUUGAGAGCUUAGAGCAUAUUGUGGAUCAUUUGAAAGAAUCUAUUCUGGUUGUUGAAAUGCAGCUAUUCAGCUGCACUUUGAUAAGGAAAAUAUGCAAGACUUUGAUGAUUAAAAUCUAUAAUCCUUUUGUGGAGGAACUUUUUCCUAAGGGGUGCUAUCAACCUAGUUAUUUUGGUGUCAACCAAUCUUGUAGUGUUUUCUUUUUUUUAAUGCCUAAGUUGUUAGGCUUAAGUUCCCAGCAUUUCUUAAGGUUUUGUCACAGGCGAGCUAAUUGAACUUCUCUUAUUGUUGAAUGUUGGUAUUUCUCCUUUUCAUCGUAUGUGGUCCAUUUCCGAAGAUACUCUCAUUUUAGGGCAAAACAGGCAACAAAUUGAAAAUGAAGUUAUUUAGCUCUUUUACACUAUAUAGAAUAAUAUAGCCAGAAUGUGCUCCUAUAUGGUAGCUUAACACCGCCUACUGGUCAUGUGUUUCAUAGAUCACCAAUCAAUUCUAUGCAGCAUCUGCAAAAACAACAUUAAAAAAUCGUUAAUAAUGGGGAAUUGGCUGGAGUUUGGAUGGAAAAUUUGUAGAAAGUGGUUAGUUUUGUUUAUAUUUUCCUGCCUUGGACAAACCCUUGAAACAAGAAUCUUUGCUCAUAAGUCUUAUGGGUUAUCUAAUGAGAGGAUUUUAUGUACUUUGAUAGUCGGAUAGGAAUUCUUGUUUUGCAGUUUUGAAGAGAUGCCUAAAAUACUGGAUUUUUCAAAAGGACAAUGUUAUAAAAACCUGAUAGUCUGGUAAUGUAUUUGAUUUGGGCCACUUGUGGAUUAAUCCAAACAUCAUCUGUUUUCCUGGUCUUGAACGAAAGAUGGUAUGAGGCUUAGAACAAACCGUGAUUCCUGUCAAUGUUGCUGUCUUUCAUAGUCUCAAAUUAAUGGCUGAACUACUACAAAAAACUCAGUUGUGUGAUGACUAAGCUGUGUAUUACAUUAGUUGCUUGCUAUAUCAAGGAAGAGGAUAGGUUUUCCUCACGUUCUCCUUUGUGACACAGGCCUGGUAGAAUGCUGGAAGGUGAAAAAUAUAUUCAUGCUCUUGUAAACAGUAUUUGAUGGUCAACAACCCUCUUGUCUUACCACAAAAAACUCAGUUGUGUGAUAAUUAAGCUGUGUAUUACAUGAUUUGCUUUCUGUAUCAAUAAAGAGGACGGCUUUUCAUCACAUUCUCCUUUGUGACACAGGCCUGGCAGAAUGUUGGAACGUAAAAAAAUGUUCAGGGUCUUGUGAACAGCAUUUGAUGCUCAACACUCCUCUUCUGGUCUCCAAAACCGGGUUGGGAAAAAUAGACUAGUGAAUUUGUGACGCGUAAUGUAACCUGGAGCAAGAGGGUGGAAGGAAGAAAGAAGAUGUGAUGUUUUCUUGGGCUUUGAUGAAUGAAUGAACUUUUGUUAUGCUGAAUAGCUUGGCUUCUUCCUUGUAAUAAAAAUAUAUUCUUUGUGUGAAAUUUUAUGAGCUGCUGAUUUUCUUUUUCGCCUGUCAUUGGAGAAGAAUAUGCUCGCAUCGUUCAUAUCCUUCUUUCUUAUGCAACUUAAAUUUGUCGUUGUUCAUUAUCUUUUUUCUGUAGUCAUCAUUUCUUGUGCUAAUUUUUUUUGUUGCUCAUGUUUUUCACUCUUUUCCAGCCUAAAUGUUGUAUUGCAGCAUUUAAAAGGCUGUUGUUCAAUCUUUCGAGUGUACAUAAAUGUGUAAUAUCUUGAUGCCUUUGGAUUUUAAUACAUUUCUUCCUUAUUUUGUGUGAAUAUCAUAACCAAGGCAUCAGUGCUUGCAAAUGGAAAAAAGGCAACUUUCUUUCAUAUUGUUAACUGCUUUACUUUGUGGAUGACAUUCCCAAUCUUCUGUUAUAGAUAUGGGGCAGACAUUGCUCGUGGUGUUGCAGAACUUCAUGCAGCAGGUGUUGUUUGCAUGAAUCUGAAACCGUCUGAUAUUCUCUUGGAUGCAAGAGGUUGUGCUGUAGUUUCUGAUUAUGGGCUGCCAGAGAUUUUAAAAAAAUCUUCCUGCCGCAAAGCUAGGACACUUCCAGAGGAUAACUCAUCAAGAAUGCAUUCCUGUAUGGAGUGUACUAUGUUGAAUCCGCAUUACACAGCUCCUGAGGCUUGGGAGCCUAUAAAGAAAAUAAAUUUGUUUUGGGAUGAUGCAAUUGGUAUAUCCAUGGAGUCAGAUGCCUGGAGUUUUGGGUGCACGCUUGUAGAAAUGUGCACUGGUUCAAUGCCGUAUGUGACUCACCUCUUUUCAGCCAAUAUUUACUAGUUUUUCACCGUAAGUUGCUGAUUAUACAAGUAUAAUUGCAGAUGGUCUGGAUUAAGUCAUGAGGAAAUAUACAAAGCUGUUGUCAAGAUGCGAAAGCUACCCCCACAGUAUGCAAGCGUUGUGGGUGUUGGGAUUCCCAGAGAAUUGUGGAAAAUGAUUGGGGAGUGUCUGCAGUUCAGGGCUUCAAGACGACCAACCUUCCAUGCAAUGCUGUCAAUAUUUUUACGUCAUCUGCAAGAGAUACCUCGUAGUCCUCCUGGGAGCCCGGAAAAGUAUGGAUUCCUGGAUUUUAUUUCUGUUUGGGUUUGUAUCGUUCUAUCGUAAUUCUCUUUUGCUGCAGUCAUUGCUGGCAGCUGGCAAUAUCUCUAAAAGAAUUCGAAACAAUUUUUUUCACACAGUCCAUAUGAGCACCUGUUAGCCGGAUGUUGAACUUUGGCAUUAUACUUCUUUAUUUUUUCCAUGAGUUACGAGUGCAACCUCUCACAGGAAAUUUAUGUCUUUUCAUUUAUUUAUACACAGUGAGUUGAGCAAGACUUUUCUCGCUAAUGCCCCAGAGCCGUCCCCCACAUCUGUGUUGGAUGUUUACCAGCAUAAUCCAAGUGCUCUACAUCGACUAAUAUCAGAAGGGAACCUGGAUGGUGUCAUGUGAGUUUUAUUGUUAAAUGGUUUAUUUGUUUUGCAAGGAUCAUAUUCAUAUUCAAUCAUCUCUAUUUGUAGCGAUUUGCUGAGAAAGGUUUCAUCAGAAAGAAGUGGAUCUUCCUUUUGUUCUCUUCUGGAGGCUCAGAAUUCUGAUGGUCAAACUGCUCUGCAUUUAGCAUGCAGAAGAGGUCAUGUAGAAAUUGUGAAAGCCAUUCUUGAGUACAGAGAGGCUGAUGUGGAUAUCCUUAACAAGGAUGGAAAUCCCCCUAUCGUGUUUGCCUUGAAUGCUGGGUCACCAGGUUGUGUUCAAGCUCUUGUCUGUAGGUCUGCCAAUGUCAACAUGAUGUUGGGAGAAGGCCUUGGCCCAUCUAUUGCCCAUAUUUGUUCUCUCCAUGGGCAACCUGAAUGCAUGCGUGUGAGUUUGAUCUUUUAUACAUACUAGUAAUAAUUUUUUCAUUCUUAUUAUUACGUAGUUUCUCUGUUCUCAGCAUGUUUUUUCUUGAUCAUAGGAGCUGUUGCUGGCUGGGGCUGAUCCCAAUGCUGUUGAUGACGAAGGAGAUUCUGUUUUACAUAAGGCUAUUGCUAAGCGGAACACUGAUUGUGCCAUUAUUAUCUUAGAAAAUGGGGGAUGCAAAUCAAUGGGGAUUCUGAAUUCGCAAAGGAAAACGUAAGAAUCUGGAUCAUCUAUUGGAAACAGUAUACCCUGAAAAUGUCCCACUUCAUCUUGUUUGCUGAAGGCUUUUCCAUUUUCCGGGCUUUCAAUCACUGAACUCAGUUUCCUGCUUCGUCCUUUGGGUUUUUCUUCUAGUGCUUUUUCUGAUGAAGAAAUGAUGCUGUGCGGUCCAAUUCUGCUGUGAAACUCAAAUAAUAUUCAUGUUCAUAGUCUCUUGCAUCCACUUUGUGGGUUUCUUUUUAUGAUUCAUGUUCAGAAUAUUCUGAUGAAGAAAUACUUGUGUGGAGUUCAAUAAUUCCCUGCAUUUUAUACUAAUAGGCGUGUAGAAUCUAAUUUUUUUCCGAAUGACGCUUGUGAUGGGUAAUUUAUAUUUCUAUUUUACUAUCAAAACUGAUUGUAUUUUUGGGUAAAAAAGCUUUAAAUAUAUUCGAUAUUUCAUUUGGACGUUUUUUGGGGUAGUAUUUUGUUGAGGAAGAGCAAAAAGGAUUUUAUCUUUUCCUUCUUGUGUAACUAGUAGUAACCCAUAUGUAUGUUGAAUAAGGCCUUAUAAAUUAUUUAUAUGAAAGCUAGCGUCAAAUAUUUAACCAUAUUUAAUGAGUUUGAACAUGUGAACAGGCCAUUGCACUUGUGUGUAGAGACGUGGAAUGUCACUGUUGUGAGAAGGUGGGUGGAGAUAGCAUUGCAAGAGGACAUUGAUAACGCCAUUGAAAUUCCGAGCCCAAUUGGGACUGCCCUUUGUAUGGCAGCUGCCCUAAAGAAAGAACGUGAAAUUGGUAAUUUGAUUGAAUUGUUUUCGAAUGAGUUUUUGAUUUUUAUUCCUUCAAUCAAGUUUUCCUAUCAUCAUCAUUGUUGUCCCAAUUAUCAAACUUAGCCCCUCAAUUUGAGAUCUUCUAAUCGAACCAUUAUAGUAUUUAGGGGUUGAUAAGUAUGGAGAUGCUUUGUCUUGGGAGAUUCUCAACUGAUCUGCAAUCUGUGUUGAAGACUGAUAUAAACUGAAAGUUAUAAAAAUAUCUUGAGUUAGAAGAUUAUCCCAUCCAAUAUCUUAAUAAAUUAGACUAGUCCAAGCCUAAUAAGGACUUAUAUAUAAUGCUAUCUGUUAUAUGAGACAGAUCCUGAGGACAUGUGGUUUAAUUUUAUUUUUCUAUUGGUACAAUUCGCCUGGCAUUUGCUAUCAUAGAUGAUAAUUUUUUUAUCGCUCAUUUUGGGAUUAUCAGGAAAAUAUAAUAUCUUCAAGUUCCAAGGUUAUGCCAUUUUUUGUUUUAUCAAAAUACGCUUUUUUUUUCUCUUUUGUUCAGUUCUAUGCUAUGGGACCUUUUUUCUGGCUCAUUAGGGUUUCUCCAUGCUUGUAGCUGAUCUGUGUUAGUAGGUAUUGGAAUGAAGUUUUUCUUUUCAGAUGAUUUGUGGCAAUAGACAUGUCCUAAAUAUGCGGAUGUCUUCACGGUUCUCUAAGGUUUACCCGGCUGUCUUCACAAAUGUGAGUCAGCCUAUGGAGAAGAUGCGAAUUAAUGACAAUAAGCUUUCACUCUCCUAUGAUUUAGUGAAAUUUAAGGUUUUCAGAAGAACCGGCUGUUAUCCUUAUCCUAGUGGACACAGGUAAUGAAGCUCAUGAUAUUGGAGGAUGGAACUAUUAAUUAAGAAGAAGGUGAUUUUACAAGAUGCUGGAAACGUGAAUGAAGCUAUUUGGUGGGGCUUCAAGGCUGAAUAAUUACAUUUUGAUAAGUUCGUUCUGAAUGCCCAAAUGGUUGGAAGGUCUUUAAAGGAGAGUCUUCACAUUUUGGUGGUGACCAACUCAAUGGAAAACACAGAGACAAUGGAGAAGGAUUCGCUCCAUCUGUUGGGAAAGCUUUAAAUAGGAGUGUGCUGCCUGAAGAACUACAGGGCAUACAUAAAAAACAACAGAAUCAACUACAUAAACCCACGAACUAAUUGGUGGUAAUUACUAUUGUUGCGGAAAUUUUGGUUUAGCGUGCCUACCAGCUCGUGGCAUAGGAGUAAAUGUCUUUCGCUAACAGGGUGGAAGUCCACAUAAAUGUUUAUAUGAUAAAUAAACGAUAUUGGUGAGUAGGGUGAAGAUAUGAUUUUUACAUGCCUUAAUAAUUUCAGAAUUUUUGGCCUUUGACCCCUACAUGCAUCCAAACAAGUUUAGGACUCUGGUGUCACCAUAAGAUAAUAAAGACUAAGAGUGCGAGGAAAGAGUGAUUAAAUUAUCAUGGAUAGGUUAGUGCUGAACAACCUUGGAUUUUGUGUCUUGUCUUACUGGAUAUACAAGCGGACAGGGAUAACAGAUUAGCGUUCAUUUUGAUGAAUUGGUAAGAUAUCUUUCUCUAUUAGCUAUGUUCUUUGAUGAAUUGAUUAUUGGUGUAGUAGGUAUGGAUAUCAAGCUCAUAAUUUUGGGACGACCUUGAUAACAAUGAGAAUUAUCUAUCAUGCAUUGUUUACAGGACGGAAGAAAAAUGGCACUGUACCAUUUAGAUUAAAAUAAGAUCUCAAUGCUGUUCAGACAAGGGAUCUUAGGAAUCAAAGGAAAGUAGGAAGAUAAAUAUCUUUGCAUGAAAGGAGUUCAAUCUGCUUUUGCACCUAAUAACUUAGAUUUGAAAAAUUUCAUGUUUUUUUAAUGAAUAGCUGAAUAACUUACUAAUUAUGCGCUUGAACUCCAUGCCAUGGUGUAAGUGUUGAAGCAUUGGAAAUAGUAAUUGGUUCUUUUGGUAAAAGAGAGUUCGUUUUGUACAUUGUACAUCAAGCACAUUGAUACACGGAUAGUUUUCAAUGUACUGACUUUUUGGAGGAAGUCAUAUUUCAUCUAAAGGAUACUCAUGGGGUUGAAAACAAAAUUGCUUAUGCACAAAGCCAAGGGUAGAAAUAAUUGAAAACUAUGAGCACAGAUGUGAUUUAUGAACGGACUCUGCAAGAUACACUAUCUAUUUAAUACCUCAAUCCAUUGUAUUUAUCUAUAUUGUAGGUGCAGAAUAUUUUGAUGAACAUAUUAUCUCUGCAUGAUCAACAUCUGGGGUAGGAAAUGGUAAAGAUCAACACUUAGGAUAGUCAAAGAGUAAGAUUUUACUAGUGUUGUCUUUUUUUCGUACUGAAACGGAUUAUAACUGAUAAGCUAUCUGGAAUGAGCAUAUUUGGUCCAUUUUCUAGUUUUGACAGGAACGUUGUGAAGUUCCGAGUUAGGGUAUCUAUUGCUCAUAUCCAUAGCUCUAGAUUUAUUCCUUGUGGAGUACUAUGCUCUUUGGGCUUUUUCCCUUACCCCUUGCCAAACUUCCUACUUGAUGGAUAUCAUUACAUUAGAUCUGCCGAAAUUGGGCCCAAAACUUUCUGAUUUGUUUGAAAGUAGAGCUUCUAGGCUUUAACUAUCCCCACAAUCCCAGCAAGUACUGAUUUCUUGAGUUCUCAGGGUGUCUAGCUUUCCUCUGGAUCUUGGGUCAACUGAAUAAUUGAUAUCGAUAUCACAUCUGGCAGUGGAAAUAAAGCGAAAUUUGGUGUCCAAAGUCAUGUCCGCCCACUUACAAGUAGAUAAAAAUACUUUUUCGGGCUUGUAGCUUAGACCGAUAGAAUGGAGGAGAUAACCAUCUUUGGUGUUCUUGGAACUUGGAAAAUGUAUAUAUGAAAACGUGAAUGAGAAGGUUCGAUAAGAUUUAUUGUUUUUUUUUGUUGUAACUUAACAAUAAUCCAGAAUGCUGCUUUGGAGUUGUUUAUUGGUUACUAAGAAAUUAGUCACUGAACUGAUUAGGACUUUUUAUCUGCUAAUUAGAUCAAAGAACAUCAUCGAGGACACUUUUUAUCUGCUAGUGUUUUAUCUUGCAUAAGUGAUCUAGAAAUGCUUGGUCGUGUUAUUAACUUUAUUAUCUUGAAAGUGAUAGAUUCAUGCCUUUUUAUAUUAAUUGGUAGUGGUGAAGCAAGCAUGUAAGUUGGCAGGUUGUUUCUUCCAGAGCCAUAAUAUUUCAAAUUGUUUUUAAGAAAAUAUGGGAUGAAUAAUACCAAAUAUGCUUUUGAUAGGUAAUGUGAAAAUUGAAGAAUUUUUUACAAACGAUUGCAAGCUCCAAAAAUUUGGUCAUUGUUUGAGUUUUUGAAGGAACUUUGCUCACUUUCUGGUUGAAACGCUACAAAACUUUUACCUACGAACCAGAACCAACCAUUGGUGUUUAUGUAUCAGGCAAUCUCAAAACUGUGGAAUAUUGGUCUAUCAAGGAGUAGUCUCAUUCUGUAGUUUGUCAUAAAUAAAUUAUAAUAAUGAUAAAUACUUGUUUUUUAUCUUUUCUUAGGCACUUUUAUAUUUUUAUUUCAACCUGACGGGUCAUUCCAAUAAUAUCACGUAUGCCAAUCUUUUAGAUAUACACUUGCAUGAGAAAUUUUAGAAAUGAAAGUGUUGAACAUAGCCUUCUCCCCUUGGGGAUGACCUGGAAAAUGCAUGUCUUGCCUUCAUCCGAUGUUGCGCCAAAGUACUGACAUCUCUCUUUGAACAUAGUAAAGUACAAUAUAAAGGAUAGUGGUUUCACCAACUCUUAUUUUCGUUUGAAUUCAUUGGACAGAGGGGCGAGAGUUGGUGAGGGUAUUGCUUAAUGCUGGAGCAGAUCCAACUGCCCAGGAUGAUGUGCAUUAUCGAACGCCUUUACAUACAGCAGCCAUGGUUAAUGAUGCAGAGCUUGUUAAGGUAAUUCUUGGUUUUUUUGUUGUGGGUUUUCCAUUCUUCUUUGUAAUUCAUGAACUCCGGUCCUUUGGGGGAUCUUUUUAUAUUUUUUUAGUCCUUUACCAGAUAAUGUUGGAUGCUGGAGUUGAUGUCAAUAUAGUGAAUGUGCAAAAUACAAUACCUCUUCAUGUUGCUCUGAACAGAGGUUCGAACUCAUGUGUUGGAUUGCUUUUGUCUGCUGGUGCAAACUGCAAUUUUCAGGUAUUUGGUUUCUUUUCAUAAUACUAUGAACUACGUUUGUUAUCAUGAUGAAGUGGGAUUUGAGGAAUGCUAUUUUAAAGUUGCUUAAAUAAUUCACUAUCCUUGCCAAAGCCUUUUGAUUGAACUGUGUCAAAGAGGAACUAUGCUUGAUUCUACCAUAGUAACGUGUAUGGUCUAGAUAUGAGGAGGAUCUCCUCUCCCAAUAUAUUUUUUUUGCUUUCUUCUGACUGCGGAAAUAAUAUUAUUUUCAAUUUUAUUUGCAAAAUAGUAUGACACAUAAAAUCUGAGGUUUUGCAUCUGACAUUCUAGCAUCUCUGUUAGCUCCUGUCCCAUCUUUUGGUUCCUAAUUAUAAUUCGGUGUUUAUUUUGUUCAGGAUGAUGAUGGUGAUACUGCUUUCCAUAUAGCCGCUGAUGCAGCUAAGAUGAUCAGGGAGAACCUCGAAUGGAUUGUUGUUAUGCUUCAGUAUCCAGAUGCUGCUGUUGAGUUAAGAAAUCACAGGCAAGUUACUAUCCAUAGAAUUAAGCUUGCCUAUGAAAAAACUUGUAUGUGCUUCUCUCUUGCCAUUAUGAUGGUGGCCAAUUCAUAUUUUGUUGCUAGUUUUAGAGUCCCGUUGUCCAUCCAUAGAAAAAUGAGACUUGCUGAACCUCUUGAUUGUUGACAGAGGUAUGACAUUAUGUGAUUUUUUGGAGGCUCUCCCUCGUGAAUGGAUUUCUGAAGAUCUGAUGGAAGCUCUUAUCGAUAAAGGAGUUCUUCUGUCCUCAACCAUGUAAGCAGAAUGUUUACCUUGCCGAGUGACCAUCAUGCAUGUUUUGGAUUUCAUUCAGUUCAGAGAAGUGGUUUUGCUUCCGUUUGAUAUCAAUACAUUUCGUUCUCUCCUCUGACGUGGGACUUUUUACUUGUUUCAUUUGUGAUUUUUAGAUACAAUGUCGGGGACUGGGUGAAAUUCAAGAGAAGCGUGGUGACUCCUACAAAUGGUUGGCAAGGGGCAGAUCAUAAAAGUGUAGGUUUUGUUCAGUCAACGGUGGACAAUGACCAUCUAAUUGUGUCAUUUUGCUCUGGUGAAGCCAAUGUUCUGAUAAAUGAGAUUACGAAAGUCAUACCUUUAAACCGGGGACAACAUGUCCGCCUAAGGAGAGACGUCAGAAACCCAAGGUAUGCUUCUUUUGUCAUUCAAGGCCUACUAUACAUGUAUUCACAUACUUGCAUGCACAUAUCGGUGAUGGCCUUAAGCACAUAUUGAUGGGCAUACUGCUAUGCAUGUAGGUUUAUAUAAAUGCUAGUUGGAGUCAUAUUUAACUUCUCCCUUAAACUCACUGUGUGUCCUUACUGGUAAUAUAAUUCUCAAACGUUUCCUUGUAAUUUGGAGAUGAUCACUGGGUUCACGAUCAUUCUUUCAUAUCUGUGAUAUAGCUUCCUUGGAUUAAUUAAGACUCUAUGAUUCCGAGAAAUCUUACAUCCUUGUUGCCUACUGGGCUAUAUCGGGAAUGUUUGUAGAAGCAUAAAAAUGUUUAUACAAGGGAAAAAACUGAGCAUGAUAGUGUAGAUAUCCACAAUUAAAGUUGAAUAACGAAGAUCAGUCCCACAGAGGUGCGAUACGGAUUCAAUUUAGUAGGAAUUUUAGCGUAGGGCUUUACAAUGAAACCAGUGUGGAACCUUCAGGAGCCUUGAAUUGUCUGACCUAGCUUCGUAAUUACCAAGGAUUGUAGCCUUAGAAAAUUAAUCCAACACCUAUCUAGUCAAUGGACCCUAAACCCAAUGAGUCGUCCGAGGUCUCAGGCAAUGACAUAGCUUUAUGAUUAUUAUUUUCUUCAUUUGUAAAUUAUCUCGAAUGAUCUAGAUAUGGUUACCAAGACAUCUUUCCUUUCUGAUGUUAUACUCUUGUUGAUUUAUGCUGAUAACAAUUCUAUUAAAUCUUUUGAACAGGUUUGGAUGGCGUGGCCGGUCACAUGAUAGCAUUGGAACUGUUCUCUGUGUUGAUGAUGACGGAAUUCUGCGAGUAGGUUUUCCUGGGGCAUCAAGGGGAUGGAGUGCAGAUCCUGCUGAAAUGGAAAGGGUCGAAGAAUUUAAGGUGGGUGAUUGGGUACGGAUUCGCCCCUCCUUGACAACUGCUGUACAUGGACUGGGAUCUGUAACACCUGGGAGCAUUGGGAUAGUCUACUGUAUCAGGCCAGACAGUAGCCUUUUACUGAGUCUCAGCUACCUGCCAAGCCAGUGGCAUUGUGAACCAGAGGAAGUCGAACCAGUUGAACCAUUUAGGGUAAAGACGUGAUUUCCUUUAAAUUUAGUCUGGGUCAUAUGUGUAACACCUGGGUUUGAUUUAUGAUUCUUUUUAUCUUACAGAUCGGUGACCAGGUAUGUGUAAAGAGAUCUGUUGGAGAACCAAGAUGUGCAUGGGGUGGUGAGACGCAUCACAGUGUUGGAAGGAUAAUUGAUGUUGAAAGUGAUGGGCUUCUCACUAUUGAAAUUCCAAAUCGAUCUGCCCCCUGGCAUGCUGAUCCUUCUGACAUGGAGAAAGUGGAAAAUUUCAAGGUGAUACAUCUCAUUUCCUUCUUUGAUCACAUUAUUGUCGCUCAUUGGGAUUUCAUUUUUGUGGUGAUUUCACUCUUUUUUUUUUUUAAACUGUUCUUGCAGGUGGGAGACUGGGUAAAGGUUAAAGCCUCUGUAUCUGCUCCAAAAUAUGGAUGGGAGGAUGUUACGAGGAACAGUAUAGGAAUAAUCCAUUAUCUAGAGGAUGAUGGAGAUAUGGGUGUUGCUUUCUGCUUCAAAAGCAAGCUCUUCUGUUGCUCUGUUGCUGACAUGGAGAGAGUGCAGCCUUUUGCAGUGGGGCAAGAGAUUCAUGUGAACCCGGCUAUUGUUCAGCCGCGACUUGGAUGGUCGAAUGAAACUCCGGCUACUGUUGGGAAGAUCUCGAGGGUAGACAUGGAUGGCACCUUAAAUGUAAGUGGAACUUACAUUAACUCUCUCUGAUGGGAUGGAUCAGACUUCAUGAUGGUGGUGAUGAUGAUGAUGCAAUCUCCUCAACUUUUUUAUUUUAAUUUUAUUUUUGGUGUAUCCAUGCUAAUGUUGUUGUCCUUAUCUCUAUAGGUGAGGGUGGCUGGGAGAGAGUCCUUGUGGAAGGUCUCUCCUGGAGAUGCAGAAUGCCUUCCAGGGUUUGAAGUCGGUGACUGGGUUCGUCUGAAACAAAGCUCCAGUGCUCGACCUAGUUAUGACUGGAACGGCGUUGGGAAAGAAAGCAUAGCUGUCGUGCAUAGCAUACAGGAAUCUGGCUAUUUAGAGCUGGCCGGUUGCUUUAGGAAAGGGCGGUGGAUAACUCACUUCAUGGACGUUGAGAAGAUCCCCUGCUUGAGAGCAGGUCAAUAUGUGCGUUUCCGCCAUGAACUAGCAGAGCCACGGUGGGGCUGGAGAGGUGUGGACCCCAGCUCCCGGGGAGUUGUAGCCGCUGUCCAUGCUGAUGGAGAAGUGAUGGUGGCUUUUCCUGGUGUGGUCGGUGUGUGGAGAGGAGACCCUGCUGACCUUGAAAGAGAGCAGCUUUUUGAGGUAGGGGAGUGGGUGAUGCUGCGGGACACUGGCUGGAAGACCCUGAAACCUAGAAGUGUCGGCAUUGUUCAGGCACUCGGAUAUGAAGGAGACUCUUGGGACGGAACAGUACGUGUGGCCUUUUGUGGGGAGCAGGAAUGGUGGGUCGGGAACCCAUGUCAGCUGGAGAGAGCGGAGAGGCUGGUGACAGGGGACAGAGUGCGGAUGAAGAGUAGUGUGAAGCAGCCGAGGUUUGGGUGGUCUGGCCACAACCAUGGCACUGUGGGUACGAUAUCAUCUGUUGAUGGGGAUGGAAAGUUGAGAGUAUACAUGCCUGGGGGGGGGAAGGCAUGGUUGAUGGACCCGGCGGAGGUGGACAAGGUGGAGGAGGUGCAGAUUUGUGUUGGGGACUGGGUGAGGGUGAAAAGCUCCAUCACAAUGCCGGCAUACCAGUGGGGUGAGGUCUCCCAUGCCAGCAUAGGUGUGGUCCACAAGAUGGAGGAGGGGAAGCUCUGGGUCGCCUUCUGCUUCCUUGACAAGCUAUGGGUGGCAAGAAUGUCAGAGAUGGAGCGAGUGAGGGAGUUCAAGGUGGGAGACAAGGUGAAGGUCAGACCAGGGCUGGUGACUCCAAGGUGGGACUGGGGGGAGGAGACCCAUGCCAGCCAGGGCGAGGUGAUGGGCGUCGAUGCCAAUGGAAAGCUGCGGAUAAGAUUCAAGUGGAGGGAUGGGGGGCUGUGGAUUGGAGAUCCUGCUGACAUCGUUUUGGAUGAGACGUCCAAUGAUAGCACCGAGUGUGAACACAGCACAAUACACCAAUAA
Spirodela intermedia is the source of this 14791-nucleotide messenger RNA. The record is from the annotation of a GenBank genome assembly. Lineage: Eukaryota; Viridiplantae; Streptophyta; Magnoliopsida; Alismatales; Araceae.